AACGCCGUCGUUGUGAAACUUUGAAAUUGAAAGAGAUAACGCAUAGGUAACAACACCACCACAUCAAGAAACGAACGAGAACUUAACUAACAACAGUACCAGAGAAUACAGUUAUGGCGGCGACGGCGGAUUCCAAUGAUAUCACACCGCCUCAGGAGGAUUCUACCGACUCCGUUCCCAAUUCUUCCGACGCACUCGUUGCCGUCGCUCCUCCCGCUCCUGUCGUUUGUUUAACCCGUUUCGUCACUGAUUCCGCCGGCGGCGCUCUCAUGGGUUCUGUUUUUGGAUACGGUGCGGGAUUGGUUAAGAAGAAAGGUUUUAAAGGAUCCUUUGCAGAUGCGGGGUCUCAUGCAAAGACAUUUGCAGUUUUGUCUGGAGUUCAUAGUUUGGUUAUUUGCAUCUUGAGAAGGCUUAGAGGAAAGGAUGAUGUCAUUAAUGCUGGAGUAGCUGGAUGUUGCACAGGACUUGCUCUAAGUUUCCCGGGUGCACCACAAGCUCUUAUGCAGAGCUGCCUCACUUUUGGGGCAUUUUCUUUUGUAAUGGAAGGGCUAAACAAACAGCAACCAGCACUUGCACUUCCCAUGUCCUGGAAAACAGGGGUGCAAAACAAUGCACCACCUCCCAUGGUACUCCCCCUUCAAUUCGGUCUUCCAAAUGAAUUGAAAGACGCUUUCUCUUUUUUCUCGGAGUCUUUGAAAAAGCGCAGCAAGGGAACUUAUCCUACAUCUCAAUAAGACAUAUCAGUAUCAUGAUUUUCUUGCACCAUGUAGAUAAGAUAUGCACCCUGCUUUGCUUUUAAUUAGGUUCUUUUCAGUUUUUAUCAACAUUUUUCUUUUUGAAUGAACUUGUUGGCGACGAGAAAUUGUUGUCCAAGGAGAGAUGUGUUGUUGACAUGCUAUUGAGUUCCAAUAUAGCAUCUUGGUUGUUCUAUCAUGGUGAAUAGUUAGAAUUCGAAA
Molecule: messenger RNA, 956 nt
Organism: Trifolium pratense (red clover)
Lineage: Eukaryota; Viridiplantae; Streptophyta; Magnoliopsida; Fabales; Fabaceae
Product: chloroplastic import inner membrane translocase subunit TIM22-2-like
Exons: 5
Coding region: 114-734 (206 amino acids)
Biological process (GO): protein insertion into mitochondrial inner membrane; protein targeting to chloroplast
Cellular component (GO): TIM22 mitochondrial import inner membrane insertion complex; chloroplast envelope
Molecular function (GO): transmembrane protein transporter activity
Source: RefSeq, a predicted model, not a curated record